Molecule: messenger RNA, 2061 nt
Organism: Adineta steineri
Lineage: Eukaryota; Metazoa; Rotifera; Eurotatoria; Adinetida; Adinetidae
Source: the annotation of a GenBank genome assembly
AUGGCUACACCAAUGAAUGACGAUAGUGUCGAAAAACUUCUUGAACCAUUUCGACAAGCAGUUAAAUGUCAAGGUGAUUUGGUUAAAAAAUUCAAAGAUGAUAAUAUAAACAAAGAAGAUGCAGAAUUUAAACAAGCUAUCAAUGAACUUAAAUUACGUAAAAAAGCUCUUGAAGAACAAAUUACUAAAUGGAUGCCAAAAGAAGAAAGUAUCGAUCGAUUGAAAAUGGAAGAUUUACUUAAACGUAGAUUUUUUUAUGAUCAAUCAUUUUCCAUCUAUGGUGGUGUUAAUGGUCUAUAUGAUUAUGGUCCAAUGGGUUGUGCUAUAAAAGCUAAUAUGUUAGCUGAAUGGCGUCGACAUUUUAUACUUGAAGAACAAAUGCUUGAAGUUGAUUGUUCUAUGUUAACACCAGAAAUUGUACUCAAAGCAUCAGGUCAUGUUGAUCGAUUUGCAGAUUUUAUGGUUAAAGAUGCUAAAACCGGUGAAUGCUUUCGUGCUGAUCAUUUAAUUGAAGCUCAUCUUGAAAAAUUGCUCAAAGCAAAAGAUAUAACUCCUGAAAAGAAAACUGAAAUCGAACGUUUAUUACCACAGGUUGAUAAUAUGAAAGGAGAUGAUAUGCAUAGAGUUAUUGUUGAAUAUAAAAUGAAAUCACCAAUAACAAAUAAUGAUUUAUCAGAACCUGUUGCUUUUAAUUUAAUGUUUGCUACUUCCAUUGGUCCUACUGGUCAAUUGAAAGGUUUUCUUCGACCAGAAACAGCUCAAGGCAUGUUUGUUAAUUUUAAACGAUUAUUAGAAUUUAAUCAAGGUCGUUUACCAUUUGCUGCUGCUCAAAUUGGUAAUUCAUUUCGAAAUGAAAUUUCACCUCGAUCAGGCUUAAUUCGAGUUCGUGAAUUUACUAUGGCUGAAAUUGAACAUUUUGUUGAUCCAACUGAUAAAAGUCAUCCUAAAUUUGAAACUGUUGCUAAUCUUGAAGUUCAAUUAUAUUCUGCAUCAAAUCAAAUGAGUGGUGAAUCACCUCAAUUAGUUCGUUUAGGUGAUGCUGUUAAAUCUAAAUUAAUUAAUAAUGAAACUCUUGGUUAUUUCAUUGGCCGUAUUUAUCUAUUUAUGACUCGAGUUGGUGUUGAUAAACGUAAAUUACGUUUUCGUCAACAUAUGAGUAAUGAAAUGGCACAUUAUGCAUGUGAUUGUUGGGAUGCUGAAUGUAAAACAAGUUAUGGUUGGGUUGAAUGUGUUGGUUGUGCUGAUCGAUCCGCCUAUGAUUUAACACAACAUUCAAAAUUUAGUGGUGAAAAACUUGUUGCUGAAAGACCUUUAGCAGCUCCUAAAAAAGUACAAGUUAAUGAAGUACAAGCUCAUUCAAGUAUUAUCGGUAAAUCAUUUGGUAAAGAUACAGGCGCAAUAACACAGUAUUUACAAAAAUUAUCCCAUGAUGAUGCACGAGUUUUACAUGAUAAACUUGAAAAAGGUGAUGAAAAAAUUACAAUUGAUGGUAAAGAAUUUACUAUAACAAGAAAAAUGUUUACAUUUCGAACAUCUGAAAAAACUGUACAAGUUGAAGAAUAUGUUCCAUCUGUUAUUGAACCAUCAUUUGGUAUUGGUCGUAUAAUGUAUUCUAUGUGGGAACAUAACUUUCGUAUUCGACCUGAAAGUGAACAACGAACUUAUUUUACAUUACCACCAUUAAUUGCACCAUAUAAAUGUGCUAUUUUACCAUUAAGUGGUAAUGAAGAAUUUAAACCAUUUGUUAAACAAAUCUCUUCUAUAUUAAUUCAUGCUGGUAUUUCACAUAAAGUUGAUACAAGUAGUGGUACUAUUGGUCGACGUUAUGCACGUUCAGAUGAAAUAGCUAUACCAUUUGCAAUUACAAUUGAUUUUGAUACACUUAAACAACCAUAUACAGUAACAUUACGUGAUCGUGAUACAUUUAGACAAAUUCGUGCUAAAAUCGAUGAAAUGGCAAAUAUUCUCCAAGGUCUUUCAAGUGGUACAAUAACAUGGGGUGAAAUAUGUUCACAAUAUCCAGAAUUUAUUGAACAACAAGCAACAAAAGAACAGCAAUAA